UCCGAGAGGAAUUUUUCAAGCAAGUUCAGUUUUUCUUGUAAGAAAAAUACUGUGAAAAAAUCUUAUUGGAAAACGAAAUUAAUAAAAAAAGGAAUAAUUUAGGUAACGUUAUAAGAAAAAUAAAACAAAAGAAAUAAGUGCUGAAUAAAAGUGAUUCCUUCGUAUAAAUUUUGCUGCAGUUAAAGAAAUGAAUAAUCUGGAUCACGUAAAGAACUUCUAUCCGGAGAACUAUAAAUUAGAUCUGUCGGAAACUAUGAAGGCAGCACUCUCAAAGGGCCCAGGAGGAGUAGGAGUUGGUGUCAAUGUAGGUGGGCUUGGUGGUGGGGGUGGUAGUGGGACAGGUGGUGCUGGCGGCAGUGGCGGGGCACAUGGAAUGGGCGCGCCAGUCUCCCAUAGUGAAAUACAGGGAGCUAGCGGUACUGGUAUCCCUGGUGUUGGAUACGUAACAGAGAAACUGUAUAUGUUAUUGCAGCUAUACUUGCAAAAUAAAGGAUGGAAUCCCAGUGCUGAAUUAUUGCAAUGUUUCACAGAUCUAAAGGAUAACGCUAUGCUUCCUAGCGCAGCCUAUUUGCAAAUUCUAGCUAAUCGUCUGACACUGGACGCGCAGGGACGUUUAAUACUGCGUGAAAACGGCAAAAUUGUUCUUCCAUUUGAGCAUUUCGCUAACGCCGUAAUGCUGAAGCACAUGUCUGGGCCCCAUGGAUUACAUUUAAGUGUUGAAGCUACUGUGCGCGCGGUAAUCGAAUCUUAUACUAUUGGUCGAGAAAAUUUCGGAAUGGAGAAGGAAUUUAUUAUUGAAGUAGUACAGUCUUGUCCCAGCCCGGCAUGUCGAUAUUAUAAGAACCAUCUUGGUAUGUCACCGUUGCCAUUUAUGGAGCAACAAUUUCCGGGUGUGAAUCCCGCAGACUUCCUACAGCAUUUGCCGCACUUACCACCACCACCGCCACCGUCUCAUCAAAUGGUCGCUGGCUCUGCAAACAGUGGAGUGUCAUCAACGGGAUCUGCUAGCUCUGGUGGGAGUAGUAGUAAUGUUGGUCCCACUGGCAGUUCCGUGGGUGCUGGCGGGGAAGUCGACUUAACCAAAAGUUCAUCAGCAUCACAUGCACCAACACCAAAAGUCCCAGUGGUGCCAACACAGUUACAAAUGCUCACAAAACAGCAGCAAAAUAGUAUUCAAUCUCAGUUGUCACAACUUAGUGCGGCUGCGGCUGCCGCAGCGCACCACCAGCAACAACAACAGCAAGCAGCUGCUGCGGCUGCAGCUGCAGCUGCCGCUAAACAACAGCAACAACAACAAGCCCAGGCACAGGCCCAAGCACAGGCAGCAGCUGUAGCUCAGCAACAACAGCAACAACAAUUGACGGCAGCACUCUUGCAGCAGCAACAGAGUCGUGCAUUGGCACAGCAAAGUUUGGAAAAAUUCAAUAAUUUAACCGCUUUAGAGAAACAGCGAGUGUUACAACAGUUAGACCCCAAGCAUUUCGAUCCAAUGGCCGUAGCUGCAGCAGCAGCUAAUCUGCAAAUGCAGGGCAUUAAUGAUUUUAGGGUAGCCGCAAUUGCCGCAGCAGCUGCACAAGCUGCUGGAAAUUCUGCUAUGGUGCCACCGUCUUCCACUACUGCAUGCGGAUCUUCAAUUACCGUCAGCAGUGGCAUUAAUAGCAGUAAUAAUAAUAUGAUUGGAAGUGGAAGUAGCAACAGUGGUAUGGGAAGCAGUAGUGGCAAUUUAAGUAGCGCAGCUGUUUUGCCUUCAUCUGUUGGUAUCAUGAGCACCAGUGGCAGCAGUAGUAGUUCAGUACACAAUUCUGUUAGUAGCUCAAGUAACAGUAACAUGAUUGGUAUAAGUGGCAGCGCCAGCAAUAGCAACAGUCAUCAUACUCAUCAAUUGCCACCGCCAUCACAAUCGCCUAGCGCUCACUCCAGUCACUCUUCGUCAUCGUCUUCAUCGCAUUCAACAGAACAAAUUGUGCAGAAAAACGUAGAGCUAUUGCGCUCCAAUUUGGAAUCGAUCGAAUCUAAUAAAGACUUGUUGGCAUUGCAUAAUGGCGCUUGGACUGUGCCAGAUAAUAAUCGUGAACCUUUACCAGUGGGUCAAGAUAAAAUAGUACGUAUUUUUGCUGAGCUCAUGCGUAAUAUGGCACGUAUGAAGACUUAUAUACGUCCAUCAAUGUGUAAACCAUAUGGCAAACAGAGCGAAAGCUUACAAAAAACACUUCUGGAUACAAUUCAAAUUGUGCAAACUCUACGUAAUUGCUUACCAGCACCACACAUCCCGGUAUCAUCGUGGAAAAGCGAAAGCGAGGGCAGCGCUGGAUUAAUAACUUCUAACAGUGGCGUAGGAGGUAAUACUGGUACUAACGUAAUGGGUGGGGUUGUUGGUAGUGGAUUAAUGGUGACAAAUAGAGUGGAGAAUUUGACCAAUUGAAUGUAAGCAAAAAGUUAUAAUUUUCUUAUUCGUCAACUAGUAUGUUUGUAGAAACUUAAAUAAUUUUCUCGAAGAACAUCCUUUCUUACAGUUGUCUAAAUUGUGAUAACAAAUCGCAUUCUUGACAACGUUUCAAUAAUUUAAUUUUCAACCGAUCUGAUGCAUUAGAAAUACCGAUUAUUGUUAUCUUCUGGUUACUGUUAUUUUGCCCUCAUUAUCGUUUCGUUUUGGCCAUACCUAAAGCAAAUUCAUUUAAGAUGGUAGCAAUACUAAAAACACCAAAUUGUUCAUGUAUUUUGGUUUCGAAUUUUAAUUUGGUUGUUGAAUGUCAAAAUCAGCUGAUUACUCUUUAUGAAUUUCGAUCAGAAUGUAAACAAAAACAGAUCACUUAGGCAUUGAAACCACCAAAAUGAAAGAAAAACCAAGUCAGCUAUUUUAGUAACACUACCGUAUAUUGCGUGCAUGUGCAGCCCUAAACUCUACGCGAAUGUGCAUUAAAAAAAGAACGCACAUACGAUUUUCAAGCU
This is a messenger RNA of Anastrepha obliqua, 2949 nucleotides long. RefSeq names its product AF4/FMR2 family member lilli. Lineage: Eukaryota; Metazoa; Arthropoda; Insecta; Diptera; Tephritidae. The coding region runs from base 188 to 2422 and encodes 744 amino acids. The record is from RefSeq and is a predicted model, not a curated record. The transcript is spliced from 6 exons.